Messenger RNA from Sardina pilchardus (European sardine), 17251 nucleotides. RefSeq names its product zinc finger homeobox 3b (gene zfhx3b). Gene Ontology annotation, molecular function: zinc ion binding; RNA polymerase II cis-regulatory region sequence-specific DNA binding; DNA-binding transcription factor activity, RNA polymerase II-specific. Gene Ontology annotation, cellular component: nucleus. The record is from RefSeq and is a predicted model, not a curated record. Lineage: Eukaryota; Metazoa; Chordata; Actinopteri; Clupeiformes; Clupeidae. Gene Ontology annotation, biological process: regulation of neuron differentiation; regulation of transcription by RNA polymerase II.
AGGAAACCCACAGGAGUGGUGGAUGGCACCGUCUGCCUAGAGGCCUGGAUGCGAUGAACGCCUCAUGUAGGCAUCAGCAUGGAAAGCUGUGAGUCUCCCGUGGUUUCUGGGACAGACGAUGGGCUCGGUUCCUCCACCACCUCCCAACAGCAGCAGCAGCAGCAGCAGCAGCAACAGCAGCAACAACAACAACAACAACAACAACAACAACCACCACCACCACCACCACCACCACCACAACAGCACCCCACCCAACCCUGGAACGAUCUGUCUAGCUCCUCCCAGGUGCCCCCCAGCAGCAGCAGCCAGCCCCCUUCCCUGGAGCCCCUGUCUCUCUCCGCCCCGUACCCCAACCAGCACCCGACCCCCAGCGCGCCUCGAGAAGGCGUGAGAGAGCCGCAGCAGCAGCAGCAGCAGACACUGACCGCAGCCCCGGCCGGUGGCGACAGCUCCGCGUCCGGCCAGCAGCGGCUGGAGGAGGACGAGCGGGAGGGCGGGAGUUGCGAGGAGGAAGACGAGGAGGACCUGGAGGACCUGGACGAGAUGGAGAUCGACAGCUGCUUCCCGAGCCUGCAGCCCUUCCCCGGGAUGAGCAUCGCGCCCGGCGGCGGAGGCGGCAUGCCCACGCUCCUGCGCCAGCAGCCCGGCCGACGGAGGGGCGCCACGGCGGCGGCCGAGAGCGCCAGCGAGGAAGGAGAGGAGGACGAGGAGGAGGAGAGCAGCGAUGUGGAGAACCUGGCCGGCGAGAUCGUCUACCAGCCCGACGGCUCGGCCUACAUCGUGGAGAGCCUCAGCCAGCUGAUCCAAAGCGACGGGGGCAUGCCGCCCGGCCUGCUGCCCACAAACUCUCUCCCCAGCGCGGGGAACCCGGGCGAGCCGGCCGGGACCUCGUCCUCGGUGUACCCCCAGAUCAUCAACACGUUCCACAUAGCCUCGUCGUUCGGAAAGUGGUUCGGCUCUGACCAAGGUUACCCCAGUACCUCAACCCUGGCGGGACUCAGUCCUGUCCUGCACAGUUUCCGCGUCUUCGAUGUGCGGCACAAAAGCAACAAGGAUUACCUAAACAGCGACGGGUCUGCCAAGAAGUCCUGCGUAUCCAAAGAUGUACCAAACAACGUGGAUUUCUCCAAAUUCGACGGGCUGGCCCUCUACGGCAAGGGGAAGCCCAUCCUCAUGUGUUUCCUGUGCAAGCUGUCCUUCGGCUACGCACGCUCCUUCGCCACCCACGCCGUCCACGACCACCGCAUGACGCUGAGCGAGGACGAGCGCCGCAUCCUCGGCCACAAACACGCCUCGGCCAUCAUCCAGGGCAUCGGCAAGGACAAAGAGCCCCUCAUCAGCUUCCUGGAACCAAAAAACAAGAGCUCGCCCGCACCGCCGCCCUCCCUGGGGCCCAUGAACGCCGGCCAGAGCUUCUACGGCACGUUCAGCGGGGUCCACCUGGAGUCCGGCGGAAGCAGCGGGGGGAGUGAGGUCCACCUCGGCAAAGACUCCGAGUCCAGCCUCCAGCAGCAGCAGCAAGCCCUCCUCGGCAUGGGGGUGCUCGGACGCCCCAAAACCCCUUCCCUCACCUCGACCCCAGGCCCUGCCAAAGACUCCGUUGCCCUGCCCAAGACGCAGGGGGGGAGAACAGAGGGGCCUGCCGGGAAAGAGGGGACUUACAGAGGGGACGACGGGGAAGGGGAGGUCCGCGCGAGCAAGGCUCACCUCCCAGGCGAGGAGGCGGGCUCGGAAGAGGACGAACUGUUACUAGAGGAAGAGAAAGACGAGGGGGACGACGAGGGCACCUCUCGGGCCUGCGUCGGCGGCGGUAGCAGCAGCAGUGACGGCGUCAGUGGCAGCGGCAGUGGCGGGCAAGCGGGGGAACCGGCUGUCUCAAACCAAAGCAUUUCCAAAUCUCCUUUAUUAAUGCCUAGUAGCGCUUUCCAGCCUCCCAGCUGCCCCACCGCGUCCAGCCCCACGCUCAGCAGCAAGGCGCCGCCCGCCUCCUCUUCGGACGCCUCGGCCACCACCACCGACGGCGAGGGGAGGCUCCCGGAGCUCCCUCUGAGCUUUAACUGCCAGGGCUCGGCCAUGUCGGCCACUUCCGCCGGCCGAGGAGGGAGCGAGGAGGACGGUCCGGCCGCGUGCUCGUCGUCCGCGGGCACCUCCUCGCCCCUGGCGUCCAGCGCAGCAGCAGCGGGCGCCUCCUCCGGCUCUGCCAGCGCGGCGGCGGAGGAAAGUGCCAAUCGAGAUAGUGCCACAGCUCCAGAACCAAACGAGUGCCCGGCCGACGGGGAGGAGGACGGCAACGGAGGCGGCCUGCUGCACCACCACCACCUGCACCACCACCACCACCACCUGCACGCCUCGGCCCUCGGCCACGGCCACAUGCACCCGCACGACCUGCUGGGCCUCGGCGAGUGCUCGCAGAACCACGCCGGCGGCGGAGGAGGGAUCGGCGGCGGAGGGAACGGAGGCAGCGGCGUGGAGUGCCCCAAGUGCGACACGGUCCUGGGCUCCUCGCGCUCCCUGGGCGGUCACAUGACCAUGAUGCACUCGCGCAACUCCUGCAAGACGCUCAAGUGCCCCAAGUGCAACUGGCACUACAAGUACCAGCAGACGCUGGAGGCCCACAUGAAGGAGAAGCACCCGGACUCGGGCGGCAACUGCUCCUUCUGCACCAGCGGGCAGAGCCACCCGCGCCUGGCGCGGGGCGAGAGCUACACCUGCGGCUACAAGCCCUUCCGCUGCGAGGUGUGCAACUACUCCACCACCACCAAGGGCAACCUGAGCAUCCACAUGCAGUCCGACAAGCACCUGAACAACAUGCAGUCGCUGCAGAACGGAGGCUCCAUCAACACCUCCGGCGAGCCCGUGUUCGCUCACGCCCCCGGUGGAGGGGUGGUGCAGGUGCCGUCGGUGUCCCAGGCCAGUCCGCACCACGCCGCGCCACACCAACACCAACACCAACACCAACACCAACACCCGCACCACCACCACCCGGCGCCCUCUAGCGCCCACAUGGCGGCGGGCUCCUGCGGCACGCCCUCGCCCACCAAGCCCAAGAGCAAGCCCACGUGGCGCUGCGAGGUGUGCGACUACGAGACCAACGUGGCGCGCAACCUGCGCAUCCACAUGACCAGCGAGAAGCACAUGCACAACAUGAUGCUGCUGCAGCAGAACGUCACGCAGAUGCAGCACGGGCGCCUGGGCCUGGGCGCCAUGGCGUCGCCCUCCGAGGCCGAGCUCUACAAGUACUACCUGGCCCAGAACAUGAGCCUGCCGCCGGGCCUCACCAUGGACCCCACCGGGCCCGACGCCCAGUUCCUGCUCGGAGGCUUCCACCUGGACCCCAACAUGGCCGCCCUGGCCCCAGCGCUAGUAGGCGGAGACCUCCCGAUGGACAUGCGCCUGGGCGGCGGUCAGCUGGUGUCGGAGGAGCUGAUGACGCUGGGCGAGAGCCUGUCGCAGACCAGCGACCCGUCGCUCAAGCUCUUCCAGUGCGCCGUGUGCAACCGCUUCACCACCGACAACCUGGACGUGCUGGGCCUCCACAUGGGCGCCGAGCGCAGCCUGCCCGAGGAGGAGUGGCGCGCCGUGCUGGGCGACCAGCACCAGUGCAAGCUGUGCCACUACACCACGCAGCUCAAGGCCAACUUCCAGCUGCACUGCAAGACCGACAAGCACGUGCAGAAGUACCAGCUGGUGGCGCACAUCAAGGAGGGCGGCAAGGGCAACGAGUGGCGCCUCAAGUGCGUCGCCAUCGGCAACCCCGUGCACCUCAAGUGCAACGCCUGCGACUACUACACCAACAGCCUGGAGAAGCUGCGCAUGCACACCGUCAACUCGCGCCACGAGGCCAGCCUGAAGCUCUACAAGCACCUGCAGCAGCAUGAGAAUGCGGUGGAGGGCGAGGCGUGCUACUACCACUGCGUGCUGUGCAACUACUCCACCAAGGCCAAGCUCAACCUGAUCCAGCACGUGCGCUCCAUGAAGCACCAGCGCAGCGAGAGCCUGCGCAAGCUGCAGCGGCUGCAGAAGGGCCUGCCCGAGGAGGAGGAGGAGCUCAGCGCCAUCUUCACCAUCAGGAAGUGCCCGUCCUCCGCCGCAGACUCAGGAGAACUGAGUGAGGAUGUGGAGGCUGCCAGUGAGAUCACUACAGAGCAGGAGGACCAAACCAAAGACAGAGAGAGUGGGGGGGAGAAGGAGCUCACCAAAGGGACAGCAGCAGCAGCAGCAGCAGCAGCAGCGGCAGCAUCGGCGGCAGCAGCAUCAGCAGCAGCCUCAUCCGUGGCCACAUCCAGCCAGUCCGAGAGGGAGCGGUCGGAGUCCCCGGCCCCCUCCAAGCGUCCGUCCUCGAGGUCCGGGGCGGCCGCUGAGAGCCCCCUGUCCUCCAAGCGUCCCAGGACGGCCGACAAGAGCGCUGGAGAGCAGAUGUACCAGUGCCCCUACUGCAAGUUCACCAACACUGACCUGAACCGGCUCAGGAUGCACGUGAUGACGCAGCACUCCGUCCAGCCCAUGUUCCGCUGCCCGCUCUGCCAAGACAUGCUCAACAACAAGGUCCACCUGCAGUUCCACCUCACGCACCUGCAUAGCGUGGCACCUGACUGCGUGGACAAGCUCAUCUCCACUGUGGCAACUACAGAAGCAUUGCCAGCAAGCAUGUUCAUACCAGUCCCCAGUCCGGAAAGGGAGGCACAAAGCACCCCCCAGUCCUCAGCCAACACUGGCAGUGAUGACAUUAAGAAACAGACAGAAACCUUGGAUGCUGAGCCUGAGAAAGUUACUUUGUCUGCAGAAAUGACUGAAACUCGCAAGUCGCCUCUGGAGGAACACCAGUCUGGACGAGAGGAUGCAACUGGUUUCCUGUGCUGGAAGAAAGGCUGUAACCAGGUCUUUAAGUCCUCCAGUGCUCUCCAGAUGCACUUCAAUGAAGUCCACAACAAGAGGCCUCAGCUGCCUGUCUCAGACCGACACGUCUACAAGUACCGCUGCAACCAGUGCAGCUUGGCUUUCAAGACGGUGGAGAAGCUACAGCUUCACUCUCAGUACCACGUCAUCAGAGCUGCCACUAUGUGCUGCCUGUGCCAGCGAAGCUUCAGAACCCUACAGGCGCUCAAGAAGCACCUGGAAACUAGUCACCUGGAGCUGAGCGAGGCUGACGUCCAGCAGCUGUAUGGUGGGUUACUGAUGAACGGAGAUCUAAUGGCCAUGGGUGAUCCCUCUCUCGGUGAUGACCAAGGCAUUCUGGCAGAAGACUAUAAGGACGGUGAGGAGAGUGAUCAAGAAGAAAAGCAGAGUCCUACCGGCAGCGAUUCAGGUUCUCUGCAAGAGGAUUCGGGAUCAGAGCCCAAGAGAGCCCUGCCCUUCAGGAAGGGUCCCAACUUCACCAUGGAGAAGUUCCUAGAUCCCUCUCGGCCUUUCAAGUGCACAGUCUGCAAAGAGUCCUUUACACAGAAAAAUAUCCUGCUUGUACAUUACAACUCUGUCUCACACCUGCACAAGGUGAAGCGGGCCCUUCAAGAGACCACUGCUGGCCAGCCAGAGCCCACAAGCAGCCCUGACAACAAACCUUUCAAGUGUAGCACUUGCAACGUGGCAUAUAGUCAGAGCUCCACCCUGGAGAUACACAUGCGGUCCGUCCUCCAUCAGACAAAAGCCCGUGCAGCCAAGCUGGAGGCAGCAGGUGGAAUUCCCACCUCUGCAAGUUCUGGACUAAGUGGAGGGGCCUCCAACACCAUUAGCACUUCUACACCCAGCCCAAUUCCAACCUCCAACUCCAUAUCCAUUUCCAGCAACAGCAGCUGCUCUCCAGCAGGCGUCCAGACUGUGCAGAGCAUGCUAAGUGGCAACCACCAUAGCCAUUUGCACAACACUGACAGCCAUGGGAACUCAGCCAGCCAUCAAUCUCCCUCUGAAAACCACGACAUGAAAAAGAAGAAGUUUGCCGACAUGCUGUCUGCCCGGGGCCACCAGCAACAGCUCCAGCAGCAGCAACUGGCCCAGGCCCAAGCCCAAGCCCAGGCUCAGCUUCAACAAGAGCUCCAGCAGCAAGCUGCACUCAUCCAGUCUCAGCUCUUCAACCCGCUUCUGCAGCACUUCCCCAUGACAACAGAUGCUCUUCUCCCACUGCAGCAACAGCAGCUGCUCUUCCCCUUUUACAUACCCGGGGCUGAAUUCCAGCUGAACCCAGAGAUGAGUCUCAGCUCCUCUCUGGGUCUGAGUAGCUCUACGGCAGCCAUGUUGGAAGAACAAAAGAAUUCGGUCCAGCAGGCCCAGCAGAGCUGUCUUCAGCAGCAGUUGAUGCACCAUCACUUGCAACAGCAGCACCAAGCCCACUCGCAGGCUUCAAGCCAAAUGGCUCUGCUCCAGCAGAGUGCCUCACUCUCACACCAAGUUGAGAAGAAACCAAAGCCGCCUGUUCAUCCAAAUGAAAAAGAGAGGGACCUGCCGAGGGAAAAGGAGAUGAAUGAAAAAAUAGAGGACCAGACCCCUAAAGAUACAAAUGAAAACAUGAAAUCCAAGGAGAAGAAAGACACUCAGCCUGUUGCAGUUACUAUGAAUCAUGAUCCUGGCUUUCCUCCUCCUAGAAUUGCCUCAGAUGCUCGAGGAAAUGCAACCAAAGCCCUUUUGGAAAAUUUUGGAUUUGAGCUUGUUAUUCAGUACAAUGAAAACAAACAAAAGGCACAGAAAAAGCUCACAGGAACUCCAUCAGCAGGUUCAACCGGACCACAAACUAUCAGUCGAGUUGUGGAUCCCAUCGAAGGACUGGAGAAGUUGGAAUGUGAGGCAUGUGGCAAACUCUUCUCCAACAUACUGAUUCUGAAAAGUCAUCAAGAGCACAUCCAUCAGUCCUUCUUCCCAUUCAGGUCACUUGAGAGGUUUGCCAAGGAGUACCGAGAGCAGUAUGAUAAGCUUUACCCAAUGAGACCUCCAACCCCUGAGGCUGCUCCUCCACCUCCACCACCUCCUCCACCUCCCCCUCCACCGCCCCCUCAGCCUCCUCCACAGAGAGCACCGACACCAAAUAUCCCCGUCUCGUCCCCUGCUCUCACUCCCUCAACUGUCCCACCUCCACAGCCCACAGUCACCAUGGCUCAGAUUCCCAUGUCAAUGGACAUGCCUCUCUUCUCCCCACUCAUGAUGCAGCCCAUGUCCCUGCAGUCCCUGCCUUCCCAGAUGCAAGGUCAGCUGUCAUCUGUAGAGCCAGGAUUGGCCUCUGAUCUUGCUCAGCUCUAUCAGCAGCAGCUCACACCGGCCAUGCUGCAGCAGCAGCAGAACAAGAGACCACGCACACGCAUCACAGAUGAUCAGCUCAGGGUCCUCAGGCAGUAUUUCGACAUAAACAAUUCUCCCAACGAGGACCAAAUCAAGGAGAUGGCAGACAAGUCAGGGCUUCCCCAGAAAGUGAUCAAGCAUUGGUUCCGUAACACCCUCUUUAAAGAACGCCAACGCAACAAAGACUCGCCAUACAAUUUCAACAACCCUCCCAUCACUACACUAGAGGAUAUAAAAAUUGACUCUAAACCACCUUCACCUGAGCCUCAUAAAAUGGAAAGCUUUGGAAGCAAGAGGUCCUCAAGGACAAGGUUCACAGACUACCAGCUAAGGGUAUUACAGGACUUCUUUGAUGCCAAUGCCUACCCUAAAGACGAUGAGUUUGAGCAGCUUUCCAACCUGCUAACUCUGCCUACACGAGUCAUUGUAGUGUGGUUCCAGAAUGCCCGACAGAAGGCUCGUAAGAAUUAUGAAAACCAGGGAGACGGAGGAAAGGACGGUGAAAGACGUGAGUUGUCUAAUGACCGUUACAUUCGCACCAACAACCUGAACUACCAGUGCAAGAAAUGCAGCCUGGUGUUUCAACGCAUCUUCGACCUCAUCAAGCACCAAAAGAAACUCUGUUACAAAGACGAAGAUGACGAAGGCCAGGAAGACAGCCAAAAUGAGGAUUCACUUGACCUUUCUCAUGAGUAUUACACCCUGUCUGGGUCUUCAGGCCACACUCCAAUGCCUACAUCCUCAAGCCUCUGCCCUCUCCCCCCAUCCACCUCUGCCUUCUCCCACAUGACAUCCUCAGAGAAAGAAGAGGCCACCACAGCAAACACAUCCAACUCUUUUGACGAGAAGCCCAAGCACUCAGCUGAAACCUCCCUAGAUCACCGGGACAGCCAGCCAAUUCUGAAACAAGAGAACCUGCACAGGUCUGAAACACCACAGCCGAGACACCACUCUAGAGAAGAAAAGCCCCUGAUGGCUCCAAAGAACUCUAAGCGGUCAUCUCCCUCCAUAUCCCAGCAACAACCACAGAGUGGUCCAUCAGCCUCUCAGUCUAGCCAGGUGGCCUCUCAGAGCUCUCACAUGACACUGAACCCUCACCUGUCCGCUGCUUCACAACAACAGCUUGCUCAGCAGAUGAUCCCAUACCAGUGUGAGCAAUGCAAGCUGGCUUUCCCUUCAUUCGAGCACUGGCAAGAGCACCAGCAGCUUCAUUUCCUCACUGUCCAAAAUCAAUUUAUCCAUCCCCAGUUUUUAGAUCGCCCCAUGGAUAUGUCUUUCAUGCUCUUUGAUCCAAGCAACCCUCUGCUGGCAAGCCAGCUUCUCUCUGGAGCCAUGCCACAAAUUCCAAGCAGCUCAGCCACUUCUCCCUCAACACCAACCUCAACCAUGAAUUCCCUGAAGAGGAAGUUGGAGGAGAAAGCGGGCACCAGUCCAGGUGAGAAUGACAGCACCAACAGUGGCGAAGAGCCUCAGAGAGACAAGCGCUUAAGAACCACAAUUACCCCAGAGCAGCUGGAGAUUCUCUACCAAAAAUAUCUGUUGGACUCUAACCCAACCCGCAAGAUGCUUGAUCACAUUGCCCACGAGGUUGGACUCAAGAAGAGGGUGGUGCAGGUAUGGUUCCAGAACACUCGAGCCAGAGAAAGGAAAGGGCAGUUCAGGGCUGUGGGGCCAGCUCAAGCCCACCGCCGCUGCCCUUUUUGCCGUGCCCUGUUCAAAGCCAAGACUGCCUUGGAGGCCCACAUUCGUUCACGCCAUUGGCAUGAAGCUAAGCGUGCUGGCUAUAACCUGGCUCUGUCUAACAUGUUGCCUGACCACGAGGGACUGCAGUUGAAGAUGGACCCUUUGGAUAUCUCAAGCUAUUCUCAGAUGGUCUCCUCCAACAACAAUGAUGGCCAGUGUUCUUCCUUGUCACCUGUAAAAAACUUGGAUUUUUCCCCAAGGGCCCUAAUGAGCCCCACAUCUAUUAAAGUUGAGGGAAUGGAGGACUUUGAAAGCCCAACAAUGUCCUCUGUGAACAUGAGUUUUGACCCAAGCAAACUGGACAAUGAUGACUGUUCCUCUGUGAACACAGCCAUCACUGACACCACCACUGGUGAUGAAGCCAAUGCUGACAAUGACAGUGCUGAUACGAAGCAUGGCCACAACAGCAGUGACAUUCUGUCCAAGUCUGGGGGGACUGCACCCUCCCUUGAAAAUGAGGACCAGAUGUCCUCAGGGCUUGUUAGCCCUGCAACAAGUUAUUAUGCUAAAGAUUACGAGAAUGAGAACAUUAUUGAUUACAGUGAGACCUCGAGUAUGGCUGACCCCUGUUCGCCCAGCCCUGGAGCCUCUGGAACUAAGAGCAUUGACAGCGGAGACAGGCCUGGCCAAAAGCGCUUCCGCACACAGAUGACCAACCUCCAGCUGAAAUUGCUUAAGUCCUGCUUCAAUGACUACAGGACCCCUACCAUGCUGGAGUGUGAGGUACUAGGCAAUGACAUUGGACUUCCAAAGAGAGUGGUGCAGGUUUGGUUCCAAAAUGCUCGUGCCAAGGAGAAAAAGGCCAAGCUCAGCAUGGCGAAACACUUCGGCAUCAACCAGACAUCCUAUGAGGGUCCGAAGACAGAGUGUACACUUUGUGGUGUCAAGUACAGUGCUCGUCUUUCAGUUCGAGACCACAUCUUCUCUCAGCAGCAUAUUGCUAAGGUGAAGGAAACCAUUGGGAGCCAACUUGAUAAGGAGAAAGAGUACUUUGACCCAGCCACUGUUCGUCAGCUGAUGGCCCAGCAAGAAAUGGAUCGCAUAAAGAAAGCCAAUGAGGUAUUGGGCCUUGCUCAACAGCAAGCAAUGCAGCAGGGCAUGUUUGACAGCCCUGCCCUGCAAGCCUUGAACCUUCAGUCAGCUUACCCAAAUCUACAGGGGAUACCCCCUGUUUUGCUGCCAGGAGUCGGCAGCCCUUCCUUACCAAGCUUCAACUCAUCGAACACAGCUUUAACUCCUCCUAAACCUCCAAACCUCCUGAACAUGCCUGGUGCCAGUGUCCCUUCACCCAGUCUCCCCACAUCUGGUUUGCCCAACAAGCCUCCAUCCUCCUCCUCUUUGGCCUCACCAAGUCUGGCUCAAGCCAGCACUUCUGUUGCCCACUCAAGCCCCACAUCUAGUUCAACAUCCACAUCCGCAGCCCCACAGCCAGGGUCUCGGGCUGAACACCAUAAAGAGCGUGAUACUGAAAGAUCCCGGGAGAAGGAAAAGCCGAAGGAGAAGGUCGAGAAGUCUGCUCCUCCUUCAUCGACGGGGGGGACUCCAGCGCCCACCACCUCAGCUGCCAGCGCCAAGAAAGAGAAACCGGAGACAGCUGUUCCUGCCACCUCGAUGCCCACUCCUGGAAUGGAGUAUGUGAUAGACCCUGCCCAGCUUCAAGCUCUUCAGGCAGCCUUGGCAUCUGACCCUACAGCUCUGCUCACCAGUCAGUUCCUUCCAUUUCAUGCCUGGCUUCCCCCAUAUUACGCCCCUCAAAUGCCCAGCGCUCUCCAAGGAGAUCUGCAGCCGAUGUAUGGCAUGGAGAGCCUUUUCCCCUACAACCCAGCUUUAUCCCAGGCUCUGAUGGGGCUUUCCCCAGGGUCCCUGCUCCAGCAUUACCAGCAAUAUCAGCAGAGCCUGCAAGAGGCAUUGCAGCAGCAGCAGCGGCAGCUUCAACAGAUCCAGCAACCCAAAGCGAGUCAAAACUCCGUUCCCACCCAGUCCUCGGGGGACCGCAAAGAAACUGCCAAAGAUCCAGUGAAAUCAGAGGAACGAAAAGGCACUCCCCCAAUUGAUCUUCCUUCCUCUUCCUCUCACAAUAACCUACCCACAGGGCAGCACGAGAUGGAUGGCAAAGGUGCGGACCCCCUUCUUGACCAGUACAUCGUCCCCAAAGCGCAGUACCGGCUGGCAUGCCGUAAGUGUCAAGCUGUCUUCAGCAAGGAGGAAGCGGCCAUCAGCCACCUGAAGUCGAUCUGCUUUUUCGGUCAGUCUGUGGCAAACUUGCAAGACAUGUUGCUUCGUGUCCCCAGCGGCGCAAGUGGAGCAGACGGCAGUCGUUACGACUGCCUCGGCUGCGACACUACGCUAGAGGGGGACAAAGCGCUCAGUCAACACCUGGAGUCGGCCUUGCACAAACCACAGAACAAUCAGCGAUCAGCCAGAAAUGCCAAAGAGCGCACUAGUUUAUUACCUCACUCUUCAGCCUGCUUCCAUCCUAACACCGCAUCUACCUCGCAGUCUGCCACUCAUCCACACAGCACCCCAACUCCCCCCGCCAACGUCAUCAGCCACCAUGCCGUCCCUUCUGCCUCUUCAUCCUCGUGCUCCUCCUCCUUUUCCCCUCUCCUCUCUGCGGCUGCCCCCCUCAGCACCACUGCUGCAGGCAAACCCUGGCCCCAGGCCCCAUUCUCCAGAGCUUUAGCUGGAAAGCCCAAUGCCGCUCCUUCGACGCUGUCAUCUUUUCCUCCAGUAUCCUCACCUUCAACGGUUACCUCAAGUUCAUUGAGCACCUCAGGGGUUCAGACCUCGAUACCAACAGACGUCUUUACUGACGAGUCGGACUCUGACAGCAGUCAGAAGUCAGCUGACAGACUGGGCCGAACAGCCGAGGAGACUCAGCCCAGCUGUCUCAAAGACAGUAGUAGUUGUAGUAGUAGUAAUCUUGCUAGUGUAGGAACAGACUCCAUCAGAUUGUAAAAGAGCUUUCAAUGAUGGACAGUAUUUAAAAAAUGUAAAAGACAAAAAAAAGAAAAACACAAAAGAAAAAAAACAAGACAAAAAAAGAAGCGAUGUUAAAAUAUGUUUAAAAGUAUACAAACCAAUUUCAAAAAAGAUGUGUAAAGACUAACUGCAAUUCCAAAGCUUGUAACCAAAAAUUUAAAUGUUAGUGGAUUGUUUUCCCAUAUCAACAUGCUGGUUUUUGUUUAUUUCAACUCAAAUAUAUAUAUACAUAUAUAAAUGAAUAGAGAAGAUCACUGCAGUUAAGUUUUGGCUUAUGAUAGAGGAAUGCUGUAUAGCAAUGGACUGCCUCAAAGUUGUUUAAAUGGCCCCUAAUCCCUGAUAACAAAGUACAAUUUAACAAGCUGUCCCUUGUUUGCAGAAGUAUUUCCAUAUAAUAGCACAGUCAGCCAGUGGGUACUGUAUGGGAGAAUAGUCUUACAGUUUCUUGCGUUCUAAGCGUUCAAAUACCAAUGGCUUGCUUAAGUAAAACGAAUGAUGUAAUGUCUAUUUUAUUCUCAGGUCAACAGCUCACAAUUUUUUUUUUCUGUUACAGAAAUUCAUUACUUUCUCUUUCUUUCUGUUUUGUUCCUAACAUUUAUGUUUAAAACUUUGUUUUUACUGGCAGAAAGUAUUCAGAAGUAAAGUGAAAGCAUAGCUUUCUGGGCAUUCAAAAAGGAUAGCUGAAUGGCUGGUUUUAAACAUUUGAAAAUCUUUCACAGGGGAAAUUAGCACUCCCUCAUCACCCAGACACGAAAAAGCAUUGCAGACUUGUUGGUGGGGAUAAAAAGAUUUUUUUAAGAAAAAAACUUUCUGUAUUUAUGAUAGAUAUAAACAUUUUUGGUGUUAAGUAGAUUGUUGCAUUGGAAAUGAAUUUAAACAGUAUGGUAGACUGAAAAAUCUUUGUGUACAUUUAGCUUUUGUAUUGUCCAACUUUAAGGCGCUUCAUUUGAUGUUGUCUUGGUCAUUCCGAUAGACUAGAUUAAGGAGCAGUAACUGAUCUAUACUUUAUUUCUGUCUUAUCCUUGCCUUCCUGGCUAACGUUCACCCAACUGCCAAUAAUUGACAAGGCAGGUUCUCUUUUCCUCUCAAGGGUUUUUGUCUGUCUUCUUUUGGGUUGGUGUGAUUCCAACCAAAAAACGAAAAAGAAAUCUGAGGUGUUGAAAAAUUUCAAUUAUUUUUGUGUUACCUUCGUGCACUUACCACUGUCCGACGCCCCCUCCCUCUUUCUCCCUUUUCUCUAUUUCCGUCCCAUCCCUUUUUGAUUUUUAAGCCUUGCUUUUGUAGAUAUGGAGAUGGUUACUACUCCUUGUGCACUACAAAGCAGAUGUUUGUUUUUCAUAGUGUGGCUGCAGUCUGUUUACGGCUUUAUUUUAUUGAUUUUUUUUAUGUCAUAUAUUAAAAUGAAAAAUAAUAAUAAUAAUAAUAAUUCUCACGCUUUAAAAACAAAAAGAAAAUCCAAAGACUAAACACUUUCACCAUUGGUGCAUAAAGAUGAGAAAAGAGGCUUCUUUAUACUUGAGAAUUUGUUGCUGUUUUUAAAGGAAAGAAAACAAAGUUUUAAAAUAAAGGAGUACGCAUCAGAGUUGCCGUUUUUGCUUCUUUGCAAGCAGACAGGUGGCUUUUUUUACGUAAAAUACCAAGAAUACCAAAAACCAAAAAAGGGCCCUUGUCCUUGCAUUGUGGAGUAGCACCGUUACAGAGCCAUUGCAGUUUGUAAGAUAGAGGUUUAAAAAGCUCUCUCUAUUUUUUCCUGUCACACAUUUUUUUUGUUAUUGUUGUUUGUUUUUAAAGAAAAUGUAUAAGGUCUGGUCUUCGAGGACAUAUGUUUUGCUGCUAAUGUAGAUUUUGAGAAGAAGAAUACCUAGAUGCAUGCUCAUUUUGCUUUUUGGCUAAGCUUUAACAAAAAGACAAACAAUAAACCAUUUCCCUGCCUCUGCAACAUCUUUUUUUCCCUCCUUUUUCUUCUUGCAAAAACGGAACUUUGAAGACUGUGAAUAUAUGUUCCAAAGGACAUUUUGGCUGAUUUUUUUUUUUCUUUUUUUCCCAAACAGACCAAUGUUUAAAGCCAAUGAUCUCUAACGUUUGUAAAGAAUAGUGCAUUCCAAAUACCACAUCUGCAUUUGUUGAGUUUGUUUUCUCUUAAGCAAGGACUGAUUCUAUUUCUUUCCUUUUUAUUUGGAUACUAUUCUAUUUUAUCUCAUUUCUAAGAUGACUGUAAGCUGUUGUGUAAAUUUACCAUCGUGGGUUGCUAACAUCUCCACUCAGCUCCCUCGUUUGAAGUUAUGGUCCAGGGGUGUUAGGAGACCCCCAUUGACCAGCAAAGGUUGUUGCUCACUUGAAUGAGAUCAAGUAAUAGUGGUUACCAAAAAUGUACAUAAUACAUGUGGUACAGACAUGUGUCUCACCAGUUUAGUGUCAUCAUGCCUAUCAAUUUAUUACAAGACUCAGAAGGAAAUAAAGGCUGUUUAGCAAGUCUGGAGUGGCGGCCUCCCCACCUGGGAUAUCAAGCGGGGACUUGCCCCAGGUUUCUGCAGGGUGAUAAGCCAUUUCCAUGCAUGAAUUGUGGAUUACAGGUUACCAAGGGACAUCUUCAUUCCAAAGCAUUAUAAGACUGACAAAGGCAGGAGUCUCUUUGAAGAUGUCCCUUGUUUUAUAUGGGAUGGUGAAAAGGUGUUUUAAUGCCUUUAUGUCCAAAGAGGUCAUUCACUCCAACUUCAAUAGCAAUGGAAAAGAAUAUGCUUUACAGAAAUCAUCCUACCCUCCUAUCUCAGAAAAGCAAAACCUUUUAUAAAAAUCUUUUAAUUUCUUCACCAAAACAAAUAUUUAAAUUUGUGAAUUACUGCUCUUGGCCACAAGUGUAUAGCAAGUGUAUUUGGACUAAUUAAUACAUUGCCGCAAUCUCAGAAGUGUGUCUAAAGUGUUGCGUCUCGCAGAGCAAUGUUAUUUGGUGUUAAUACUUGCGCAUGCUAUUGAAAUUGGGUAGAAUUGGUCUGCAAGCUUGCCACUCCUUUCAAGUCCUGUUACCUAGAAUAUUGUUCAUAUGAUUAUUUUUUAGAAUUCUGAUGUUGUACAGAUUAUUUUUGAAUGCUUUUGCUCUAUUUUGGUUUCAAAUAAUGUAAGACAUUUAUUAUUAUUAUUAUUAUUAUUAUUGUUAUUAUUAUUGUUAUUAUUUUCAUAUAUUUCAACUAUUUGUAUGUUAUUUUAUUUUUCUGUAUAUGAUUUCUUUCCUCAUAUAAAUUAAUGUUUAACACCAGCUUUAAAUUUGAAUCGCUUUUUUAUCUUUAAGACCUGGCCACUUUAUGGUGUAAUAAUAUUCCUAUGUCUGCUUGUCUUUUCAACACUGAUCUCCUCUUUCCAAAGUCUUUUUUUGUUUUGUUUGUCUCUGGGCUCUCUUGUGAGAGACAAAGUUAUGUCUUCACAAUCAAUUUAGCCAGCAUGGACUGUGUUAGAGUGUGUGUGUGUGUGUGUGUGUGUGUGUGUGUAUGUAUGUGUGUGUGUAUGUCUGUGUCAUAAGAGCCAGCAUCAGUUUGCAUUUUUAUACUUUUUUUUUUUUUACUUUAAUUUCAAACCAAAUCAUACGGAACUGCAUACCUGGAUCUUCAGAAAGUUUGUUGAGGAUUUAGAUGAAUCAGAUAUUAAAGUAACAAUAAUUAGGAAAUGCGGAGAAUGGUGAUACUGAAGCACUGAGCAGUUUUUAGUCUGAUUCAUUGUAUGAAUGUGGCCAAAGCAUAAUGCAGUUGAACAAAAAAAAAAAAAAAAUGGAAACGGUUCUGUUUGUGCCCCCUUACCAGUGUAUAUUUAUUGUGGCACGACACAUCACAUGGCUGAGAUGCGUCUACUCACAUUGGGAUACUUGAUUUUUGUGGACAUUUUACAGAGAUCGUAAAAGACAGGUUUUGCUGUAGAGGUCAUCCUUUUGCCCACUGUGAAAAAAACAACAUGUAUACAGAUAUAGAUAUAUUUAAAAAGAAGACAUCGACUUUUUUUGUUCAAAAAUGACAAAGAAGGACAAAAAGAAGAUUUGAACUCUGGGAAACUUUGGAGAUGUGUGAGAAGGCUGUGGGAACACCAAACUGGGGCAGGGGAGCCAAAGGCAAGCAGGGGGGGCUGCGGUGGCGGCUCUGGGAGCACCGAGACCUUAUUUGAUCACUGACUAGUCCCCAGUGGGGACGGACUUUGGAGCAGUGAGCAUCUAGUGAAGAGUGAGGAGGAGGAGAAAGAAAAGAUCUCGGUUAUAGCGCUGGACCCCAGUGACUCGAGCCGCCCGCGCUCCCCUAUCCCCAUCCCCACCCCUGACACCCACACACACACACACACACCCCACCCUUGCCCCCCACCUUGUUUCUCUGUGUCUCCCUCUCUACCCUGACUCUGCUUCUGCUUUGAUGGACAUUUUACGCACUUCUGAACAGGAUGGAUAGUGACACUUGCUUCUUUUUUUCCUCCCCACCCCACCCCUCAUCCACGUUGUUGCUACCUGUUCCAUUUCCCCCUUUGCUUGGCUCACUGAUUGCCGAAUGGCGCUCCGUUUUCGUGGUCAGAGGGGGCGGACUGACCCACACCCACGUGUUACGGAGCCGGACGAUCUCAUCCUUCUCAUAUCCAUCGAAAGACAAUUCAAAAACGCAAUGGGGUUGGGAGGGUGUUUUUUUUCUAGGCUGUCAUUCCUGAAGAAGCAGUUGAACACAUACACAAACAAGCGAAACAACCAAAAUUAACAACCAAACUAACAAACAACCAAACCAUGUGCUCCAAUUUCAAAGAUGAACUGUUGCUGGAGCUCCCUGUUCCCUUUGUGACUCCUGGUGCCACAAUGUUACUUUAUUUUUUCUGUUUUUAAUCCUUUCUUUUACUCUUUUAAUUUUGUUUUACUUUUUUUUCGGUUAUUCCUCCUACGAGCCUGACAGACAAGGCUCAGUGGCUCCAGGUAGCCCACCCGAGGGUAGAAAAAACAGCCUUGCAAUGUACAAAAAAGAGCAAGUUAAACCAAAAAUGUUGUUCUUGAUGUCUUUUCUAUACUGUAGUCUUGUUAGCUUUUUUGUUACUGUAAUUAUAUGAAGAUUUCCAAACUGUACCAAAUUACAUGGAGACUAACAGACAUACACCACGUGGAACGUCAGACUUUUAAAGAAAACUUUUGUCACAAAACCUUGUUGUCCUAGUUAAGUUGAUUGUAGAUGGUAAUUGAAUAUACUCCUUUGAAAAUAUUUCAUCAAGUAUGUUUCUUGCUCAUUGUGAUACAUUAAAAAUUAUGAGCAUAAAA